Messenger RNA from Ilex paraguariensis (yerba mate), 943 nucleotides. NCBI's taxonomy places the organism in Eukaryota, Viridiplantae, Streptophyta, Magnoliopsida, Aquifoliales, Aquifoliaceae. The record is from the annotation of a GenBank genome assembly.
ACAGGAGCUUGAGCUCAUCGUCGCCUGUGAAGAGAAAGAGAGAGAGAGAGAGGACAUAGGACAGAGAAAGAGAGAAUGAGCGGAGUGGCGAAGAAGAUAGCGGACGUGACGUUCAAGGCGGGGAAGGCCAUAGACUGGGAUGGUAUGGCGAAGCUUCUCGUCUCCGACGAGGCCCGCAAGGAGUUCGUUAACCUCCGCCGUGCCUUCGACGAGGUCAACUCCGCUCUCCAGACCAAGUUCAGUCAGGAACCGGAACCCAUAGACUGGGAGUAUUAUAGAAAAGGAAUUGGCUCUCGCUUGGUUGAUAUGUACAAAGAAGCAUAUGAGAGCAUUGAAAUUCCCAAGUAUGUGGACACCGUCACUCCUCAGUAUAAACCCAAGUUUGAUUCAUUGUUGGUGGAACUGAAAGAAGCGGAGGAGUUAUCCCUGAAGGAGUCUGAAAGAUUAGAAACAGAAAUUGCAGAAGUGCAAGAGUUGAAGAAAAAGCUUAGUACGAUGACUGCUGAUGAAUACUUUGAGAAGCAUCCAGAGCUGAAGAAGAAGUUUGAUGAUGAAAUCCGAAAUGAUUAUUGGGGCUAUUGAUGUCAGUUUCGCGUAUCAGUCAUUGGGAUCACCUUUGUCAGGUGAACUUUUUUAAGUACCUUUGUCAGGUGAACUCUUUUAAGUUCGUCCCUAUUUGUCCCAGGUUUAGAAAUAAAAACAGAACACAACUUGGUUAAUGGUUUAGUUGUUGUGGUACUUUGAAUAUUGUGAACAACAAUAUACUUUUGAGAUGUCCUAUUGAGGCCUCAUCACACAGAGGCAAAAGAUGAACAAAUGCAGUCUAUGAAAGUCCAUGCUUGUUAUGAGAUGAGAAAUGACUCUUGAUCAAAGCUAUUUCAAAAUCAGAUAUUUUUAUGGGUGUUGUUUUAACCUAUUUUCCUACUGGUUUGUUUCAUGAGGC